Molecule: messenger RNA, 966 nt
Organism: Exophiala spinifera
Lineage: Eukaryota; Fungi; Ascomycota; Eurotiomycetes; Chaetothyriales; Herpotrichiellaceae
Product: cytochrome c1, heme protein, mitochondrial
Exons: 4
Coding region: 1-966 (321 amino acids)
Biological process (GO): mitochondrial electron transport, ubiquinol to cytochrome c
Molecular function (GO): heme binding; electron transfer activity
Source: RefSeq, a predicted model, not a curated record
AUGCUGGCCACGUCGGCAAUCCGCUCUGCUCCAUUGAGGACAGCUGCACGAACCGUUGUCCGCAGAACAACCACUCGUGCUGCCUCCUCGAGCUCUUCCGAAGCGUCUUCUUCACCCUUCUACAUCACAGCAGGUGCCUCGGCCGCAACAGCAGCUACUGUUGGCUCCAUCGCAUGGUACUACCAUCUCUUCGGUCAAGAUGCCUAUGCAAUGACACCCGCCGAAGAAGGACUGCAUCCGACACAAUACCCGUGGGAGCACACAAAAUGGAACAAGACUUUCGACCAUGCAGCCUUGCGAAGAGGAUUUCAAGUCUAUCAAGAAGUUUGCGCUGCUUGCCACUCGCUCAAGCGUAUUCCCUAUCGAUCCCUCGUCGGCACGUUUAUGACCGUCGAUGAAGCCAAGGCACUAGCUGAGGAGAAUGAAUACGACACGGAGCCCAACGAUGAAGGUGAAAUCGAAAAGCGACCCGGAAAGUUGUCAGACUACCUUCCGUCACCAUACAAGAACGACGAAGCCGCGCGUGCUGCCAACAACGGUGCUCUUCCUCCGGAUCUAUCGUUGAUUGUCAAGGCUCGACAUGGUGGCUGUAACUAUAUCUUCAGCUUGUUGACUGGUUAUCCAGAGGAGCCGCCAGCAGGUGCCACGGUUCAAUCUGGCCUGAACUUCAACCCAUAUUUCCCAGGUACCGGCAUUGCCAUGGCUCGUGUCUUGUAUGAUGGACUUGUUGAAUAUCCCGAUGGCACACCCGCAACUACUUCGCAGAUGGCCAAAGACGUGGUUGAAUUCUUGAACUGGACCGCCGAACCCGAAAUGGACGAUCGCAAGAAGAUGGGUAUGAAGGUUAUGAUCAUUGGAGUUGCUCUGUUGGCAAUAAGUGGAUGGGUGAAACGAUACAAGUGGUCCCCGAUCAAGACCCGAAAGCUCGUCUAUAACCCACCAUUGGAGGGCCGAGGCAGACGGUAA